Molecule: messenger RNA, 1782 nt
Organism: Elephantulus edwardii (Cape elephant shrew)
Lineage: Eukaryota; Metazoa; Chordata; Mammalia; Macroscelidea; Macroscelididae
Gene: IRAK3
Product: interleukin-1 receptor-associated kinase 3
Exons: 13
Coding region: 268-1782 (504 amino acids)
Biological process (GO): protein phosphorylation
Cellular component (GO): plasma membrane
Molecular function (GO): protein kinase activity; ATP binding
Source: RefSeq, a predicted model, not a curated record
AGCUGUGGCGCUCGCCGCACGCUCUCAGUGCACACGCUGCUAUUCGACCUGCCUCCGGUGCUGCUGGGCGAGCUGUGCGCGGUCCUGGACAGCUGCGACGGCGCGCUGGGCUGGCGCGGCCUCGCGGAGCGGCUUUCAAACAGCUGGCUGGAUGUUCGUCAUAUCGAAAAGUAUGUAGAACAAGGUAAAAGUGGAACAAGAGAAUUACUUUGGUCCUGGGCACAGAAAAACAAGACCAUCGGUGACCUUUUACAGAUUCUCCAGGAGAUGGGUCAUCAUCGAGCUGUUCAUUUAAUCACAAACCAUGGAGCUUGCUUGAGUCCCUCAGAGCAGAACCAUCAAGGAGGUGGAUUUCCAAGCAUACCACCCAAGGAAACAACAAAUGUCACAGUGGGAAAAGUUCCUGCUCCUGAAUGUAAUAAAAAAGGGCUGCUACUCACAUCCUCCAUCAGCUUUCACAACAUCAGAGAAGGAACCAAAAAUUUCCACAAAGACUUCCGCAUCGGAGAAGGGGAGAUGUUUGAGGUCUACAAAGUGGAGAUUCAAAAUGAACCAUAUGCCAUUAAAUUAUUUAAACAGGAGAAAAAAAUGCAGUGUAAGAAACAGUGGAAGAGGUUUUUAUCUGAGCUUGAAGUUUUACUACUGUUUCAUCAUCCAAACAUACUGGAGUUGACGGCAUAUUUUACAGAGACUGAGAAAUUCUGUCUGGUUUAUCCAUACAUGGUGAACGGAUCGCUUUUUGACAGAUUACAGUGUGUUGGUCAAACAGCCCCACUCUCUUGGAAUGUUCGAAUCAAUAUAUUAAUUGGAACAUCCAAAGCCAUUCAGUACUUGCACACCACUGAGCCAUGUGCUGUCAUCUGUGGCAGUAUAUCAAGUGCAAACAUACUUUUGGAUGAUCAGUUUCAGCCCAAACUAACUGAUUUUGCCAUGGCACACUUCCGACCCCACCUGGAACAUCAGAGUUCUACCAUAAACACGACCAGCAGCAACAGUAAACAUCUGUGGUACAUGCCAGAAGAGUACAUCAGACAGGGCAAACUUUCCAUUAAAACAGAUGUCUACAGCUUCGGAAUCGUAAUAAUGGAAGUUCUGACAGGUUGUAAAGUGGUGUUAGAUGAUCCCAAACAUAUACAGCUGAGAGACCUCCUUGUGGAACUUAUGGAGAAGAGAGGCCUCGAUUCAUGUCUUUCAUUCUUAGAUAAGAAAGUAAAUCCCUGUCCUCGCAACUUUUCCACCAAGCUCUUCUCUCUGGCAGGCCAGUGUGUUGCAUCUCGGGCCAAGUUAAGGCCACUGAUGGAUGAAGUCUUAAAUAUUCUUGAAAGUACUCAAGCCAGUUUAUAUUUUUUGGAGGACCCUCCCACAUCCCUGAAGUCCUUCCGGUGUCCCUCUCCCCUUUUCUUGGAUAACGUACCAAGUAUUCCAGUGGAAGAUGAUGAAAACCAGACCAUCCAUUCAGAUCAGAAUAUUCGCUCACUGCCUCCUGUUGAAGACUGGAGGAAAGAUAGAGUGAUUCGGAAAACGCCUUUUGAAUGCAGUCAGUCAGAGGUUACAUUUCUCAGUUUUGACCAAAAGGCAGAGAGUAAGAGAAAUGAGGAUGCUUGCUGCAUACCCAGUUCCUCCUGUGAAGAAAGCUGGCUUCCAAGGCAUGAAGCUCCACCUCAGGACUUAAGGCGCUGUGACGUGGCUAUGGAUCCGCCUGCAGAGGCAACGGCUGAUGGGAGUAGGCUAACAGAGACAAGCUGUUGCUCUGAAUUUUCUUGGAAUGAAUGUGAAAAGUAA